Drosophila bipectinata is the source of this 1011-nucleotide messenger RNA. RefSeq names its product DREAM core complex component lin-52 (gene lin-52). The record is from RefSeq and is a predicted model, not a curated record. NCBI's taxonomy places the organism in Eukaryota, Metazoa, Arthropoda, Insecta, Diptera, Drosophilidae. Gene Ontology annotation, cellular component: DRM complex. Gene Ontology annotation, biological process: regulation of DNA-templated transcription.
GGUGGGCAGCACUGCAUUUACUUCAACCAGGUGGCAGCUUUGGCAUUGCAUCGCCUUUUUAAUUAUUUUAUUUACCCAAACAAAUAGCAAGUUUUUCAAAGAUGCACAAGCUCACACCCAACAUAGAGGUCUACUCGGCAGAAGCCCUUCUGAGAAAGGAACAAGAUAUCAAAAUUAAUGCGGAGAUGUCAGCGAUGAGAAAGGCACGAUUGUCCGGCGUGGAGCCGCACCAGGACAUCAAGGACCAGGAGGAGGACUCCCCGGAGGAUGAGCUCAUUUCCAUGGAGACGCUGCGCGAAUCUCCAGUCCAGUGGCCCGAACGAUUUCCCGGCAUGGAUGAGUUCCUAACCAUGAGCGAUACGCCCAUGUAUACGCCCAGUGUGGAUUUCGGCAACAAUCUGACCCCCGAGGACAUGGCCAAGAUACACAAGCUGAGCCAACUCACACCGGAACAGCUGGUGGAGAAGAUUAAGUCAAUGCACGAUGAGAUCUACCAGCUGGGCUUGCGCGAGGCCAAGGAGAUGACCCGCGGCAAGCUGUUGGGCAUCUUUGAUCGCGAGCGUAUGCACAAAAGGCAAACGUGAUGCCCUGGUAACGUCCCUAAACUCUUAAUUGUUAAAAUUAAUUCUAAAUAGGUUAAUAUAUACAUCAAGUCGGUGUUAAAAUAAUGAAAACACGAGUCAUUUUGCAACAAUAACUAACGUUUAUUUCCAAUUAAAGCAGUUUUGGGUCCUACGUUAACACGAUUACACGAUAUUGCCAUGGAUGUGGAACCAGAAGGGGGAAGAUGGCUGGUGGCCAGGGUUGGGAGGUCAAGAAGGCACAGUAUAGUUUGUAAAAUUCCACUAUGCAUGCAUUUUUUAACUUAACAUUCAACACCUAUAAUGAUUGUAAGGUGGGUCGCAAAAAGGGAAAUAAGAUUUAGUUUAUAUACCAAGAUUAGAUAGUUAUUUUAAAGUAUCUUGCUAACAAAUGUCAAGUUUUUCUUUCACUUUUUCGUUGGCCAAAGAA